Oncorhynchus nerka (sockeye salmon) is the source of this 1601-nucleotide messenger RNA. RefSeq names its product bystin-like (gene bysl). The record is from RefSeq and is a predicted model, not a curated record. Lineage: Eukaryota; Metazoa; Chordata; Actinopteri; Salmoniformes; Salmonidae. The transcript is spliced from 7 exons. Gene Ontology annotation, molecular function: snoRNA binding. Bases 159 to 1484 code for a protein of 441 amino acids. Gene Ontology annotation, cellular component: cytoplasm; nucleolus; preribosome, small subunit precursor. Gene Ontology annotation, biological process: rRNA processing.
GUCUCCGAUAGUACGUCACUUCCGUUGGAUAAAAAAAAGCACGUGUGUUGACUGGGGCUUUGGUGAGAAUUUCCACAUUAGCUACUUUAUGAAUUGUUAAACUAACUAGCUAGAUUAAUAGUACAUUUCUAACAGAUCUGUAUAAUAAACUAGCACAGAUGCCGAAAGUGAAGAAACCCAAAUGUGGAGGUGGGGAGAAAAGUGGCGACGGAAUGGUUGCGCUUGCUGACCAGAUUCUUCAAGGGGAUAUGGUUCGAGUACAUGGCCGAGUGAAGACCAGGGAUCAACGGGGAGAAGAUGAAGAUGAGAACGAGUACGUGGAUGAACGCCUAUCAAGGAAGAUUCUGGAGCAGGCACGAAUCCAACAAGAAGAACUACAGACAGAAUAUGGUUUGGCACCAGAGGUCAAGAAAAAGCAAGCCACUGUUUUAGGGCCAGAUUCUCAGGAUGCAGACUCUGAUGAGGAGUGGCCGGCACUGGGUGAAGCCGGGGCCGGUGAGGAGGCAGAGGCAAACUGUGGGACAGAAGUGGUGGUGGACCCAGAGGAUGAGAAAGCUAUGCAGAUGUUCAUGAACAAGAAUCCUCCCAUGAGACGAACUCUAGCAGACAUCAUCAUGGAGAAGAUCACAGAGAAGCAGACAGAGGUGGGGACAGUGAUGUCUGAGGUGUCAGGAAGACCCAUGCCCCAGCUGGACCCAAGGAUCAUUGAAGUGUACAAAGGUGUCAACAAGGUUCUGUCAAGAUAUCGUAGCGGCAAGCUGCCCAAAGCUUUCAAGAUCAUUCCAGCACUGUCAAACUGGGAGCAGGUUCUGUACUUGACAGAGCCUGAGACCUGGACUGCUGCUGCUAUGUACCAGGCAACAAGAAUCUUCUCAUCCAAUCUGAAGGAGCGAAUGGCCCAACGGUUCUACAACUUGGUGCUACUGCCAAGAAUACGAGAUGACAUUGCAGAGUAUAAAAAACUAAACUUCCACCUGUACAUGGCCCUGAAGAAGGCUCUUUUCAAGCCAGGGGCAUGGUUCAAAGGCAUCCUCAUCCCGCUCUGUGAAUCUGGAACAUGUACUCUGAGGGAGGCUAUCAUCAUUGGCAGCAUACUCACUAAGUGCUCAAUCCCUGUACUGCACUCCAGCGCUGCCAUGCUGAAACUGGCAGAGAUGGAAUACAAUGGAGCCAACAGCAUCUUCCUGCGACUCUUACUGGAUAAAAAAUACGCCCUGCCCUUCCGUGUCCUGGAUGCCCUGGUCGGCCACUUCCUGUCCUUCCGCAGUGAGAAGCGUGUCCUUCCUGUGCUGUGGCACCAGAGUCUGCUUACCCUGGCACAGCGCUACAAGGCCGACUUGGCAUCCGAACAAAAGGCUGCUCUACUGGAGCUACUUAAGGUGCAGACACACCCCCAGAUUUCUGCAGAGAUCCGCCGGGAGCUGCAGAACUCAGAGUCCCGUGAUCUGGAAACCGCUAUGCCUGUCACAAUGGCCAUGGACUGAGUAUGGAGCUGAGCAAGGCUGCACCCUCUCAGUCCCCACCUUUCCCCUCUUUCUCCCCAAUUCACUAAACUGCCCACAACACAUACACGUAUGAACUGUUUUCCCCCUGCCAAAUGC